Contarinia nasturtii (swede midge) is the source of this 945-nucleotide messenger RNA. RefSeq lists its product as uncharacterized. The record is from RefSeq and is a predicted model, not a curated record. Lineage: Eukaryota; Metazoa; Arthropoda; Insecta; Diptera; Cecidomyiidae. The transcript is spliced from 2 exons. Bases 1 to 945 code for a protein of 314 amino acids. Gene Ontology annotation, molecular function: nucleic acid binding; RNA-DNA hybrid ribonuclease activity.
AUGAGCACCACGCCACAGGCAGCGCUCGAUGUCCUGUUGAGCCUUCCUAAACUAGAGGAUUUCAUUGAAUCUGAAGCAAUGAAAACCGCUUUUAGAUUAAAGGCACAAACCAAACAAAAUUUAUUUGUAAAGGAUCCGCAUACAGAGGCACUCAAGAAUCUCUUCGCUAUCGACAGAGUUCUAGAAGCACCAUCUGACAGACUCGCAAAGCUGUCCUAUAACGUUGACAGCAAGUUUGAGGUGAUAGUGACGGAAAAUUUAAAUGAGUUCUUUCAGCAUAGCACUUGGGCACAUUCCUCCUACUUUACUGAUGGAUCAGUGAGGGAUACGGGUAGUGGAUGUGGUUUCUACUGCAUGCGCGAGAGUACAACUUUUUCAACUCCCCUGGGACAAACAACAACAGUCAAACAAGCGGAGAUAUCUGCAAUUUAUCACUGUGCUUGCAAAGUUCUGGAAGGCGAAAUGGUGGGAAAUGUGGCCAUUUUCACUGAUAGUCUGGGGGCCGUAAAGGAACUCGGGGGUUUUACGGUGGGAAGCGGCCUUGUCAUGACCUGCUACAAUGCGCUUCAGACUAUUUCUGAAACAAACCCUCUUCGUUUGGUCUGGGUCAAAGCACAUUCAGAUAUAAGAGGUCAUGAUCUGGCAGACAAGGCGGCCAAAGUAGCUGCUCUUUGCACAAUCAUUGGACCAGAACCAGUCUUACCACUGGAGUAUUCACGAGUAAAGGGGGUCUUGAGUACGUGGCUUAAGACCCGUAGCACACAGAACUGGCAAGGUUCAUUUACAUGUGGACAGACAAAUUUUUUUGUUAAAAACCCAAGCUCAGAACUCACAAGACAGCUUCUGAGGCUCCCAAGGGAUGAGCUUAGAACUGCAGUGGGUAUUUUAACGGGCCAUGCUGGGGCGUGGAUAUUGAACCCAUGCCUUAAUCAAAUCUUUGGAUAA